This is a messenger RNA of Culex pipiens pallens (northern house mosquito), 1149 nucleotides long. Its product is annotated as beta-1,3-galactosyltransferase 5-like. Gene Ontology annotation, molecular function: hexosyltransferase activity. Bases 36 to 1001 code for a protein of 321 amino acids. The transcript has 2 exons. Lineage: Eukaryota; Metazoa; Arthropoda; Insecta; Diptera; Culicidae. The record is from RefSeq and is a predicted model, not a curated record. Gene Ontology annotation, cellular component: membrane.
AACUUAUAUAUUUUAAUUGCACACUAUAGCUCAAAAUGAACUCUCGCCGUGGAAUCGUCAAGUGUUUACUAGUUUUAAUCACAAUUUCUCUAUUAAAUGCGUGUUUACUGUUCUCUUUAACGCAAAUGUCCAGCGAAGUAACGUGUAACGUCACAAAUUACCUAACGCUAGACAACAAAGCUAAAUAUUACUACGAAAAAGGCCACUCCAACAACACGCAAGUCUUCGAACGAAUAUGUCCCGCCAAUGGAGAACCGGUACAGCUGCUGAUCCUGAUCGCAACAGCCCCGGUAAACUACGCCAAGCGGAUGGCCAUCCGCCAGACCUGGGCAGGUCAUUACGGACUUCGGCGGGAUGUUGCGGUAGGAUUUAUGCUGGGAAGAACCGAGAACCCGUUUAUUGAGCGUUCCCUGAGGAAUGAAAAUCACCUGUACGGUGACAUGAUCAGGGGCAACUUCGUUGAUCGGCCCCGAAAUGUCACGCUCAAGACAAUUUCGAUGCUCGAGUGGACCCUUAAGUACUGCUCCAAGGCGAACUUUCUGCUUAAGGCGAACGAAGACGCUUUUAUCAACGUUGAGAAGCUGUUGGAAUUUGUGGGGAGUCUGCUGCAUGAGGAAAGGUCGAUUUACGGACAACUGAAUGUUUGUUCAAAGCCAAUUCGGAGUGGGAAAAUUAAAAAUCAAGUCAGUUGGAAGGAUUUCAGUGGUCCGUUUUAUCCGCCUUUUUUAUCUGGAACCGCCUAUCUUCUACCAUCGGAUGUAAUUCCGGAGCUGUAUAACCAAUCACUGAACACGUCUUUCUUCCGCUUCGAAGAUGUCUUCCUAACCGGCAUGGUCGCCGAAACGUUGGCCAUUCGUCGAGUCGACGCCAAAGAGUUUGGAAGCGUUUGGAUGCCGUGGGUUUCACCCUGCAAACUAAGAAAGACGAUCGCCCUCGAAGGUAAAGGCCAACACCUGCAACUCUGGGAAAAGCUGCUACGUCCAGGUGUAUGGUGUCAGUAAUAGAACCAAAAUCAGAACAAAUACCCUCGAUUCGUUAUGAAAUGCCCCUACAAAGAUGUAAAAUAAAACAAAAGCCCGAAUCACAGGUUUCAUCAGACUGAAAAUAUGAUCACAUGCAGAACGUCACGUAGUUGAUAGCCGCUGGAAA